AUGGAUGAGAAAAAAGCACCCGCCGCCCCUGCUGAGGGUAUUGUCAGUCCACCUCCUGUUGUAGUCAGUCGACAGAAUCGUUUGGAGUGGAUCGACGGCAUUCGAGGCUUGGCUUCAUUGGUGAUCUUCACUCAUCACUACAGCGAUCUUACUUGGGCUCAAUCUCACCCUGACACCCUUAGCCAAGGUAGUGUUGAAGGUCUCCUACGAAAUGGUCAACUGGCUGUCGGCAUGUAUUUCCUUCUCGGUGGUCGUGUUCUAGCGCAUUCCUUCUUGAGAUCGGCUUUCACUCGUCCCAUUGUUCCCAAAGACUCGCAUGGAACACCGAUCCCCGGUGCAGUCGCUGCCAAGUGGACCGGUCCUAGAUGGUUGUCUCUUUCUUCUUCUCUGUUUCGCCGAUCGAUCCGUCUUGCGUUCCCAGCUAUUGUCGUAGGUUUUAUCCAAUGGCAAAUUGCUUCAACUGGCAUUCUCGGUCAAAAACCCAUCCAAGCUGCACAGAUUCUAGCACCCUCCUCUCUAUGGGAACCUACCUGGAAUCAAAUCGGCUCCUUCUGGGGAUUCCUGCAAUUCUGUCUUGAUCUCUUCACAAAUCGAGGACAUCAAUACAUGCUAAGUGUCGGCUCAGCUCUCUGGACGACAUACGAUCAGUUCUGGGGUUCCGUCCUCGUCUACAUCCUUGCUGCUGUCGUUGCCCAAGUUGCCUGGGUUGGUCGUUACAUGAUCUAUUUUGUUGUCUGCGUCGCUCUUUGGUUUGUCAACAGUCCGAAUAUGCUUUAUGUUUUGGGACUGUGGCUUGGUGACCUACACGCUGCUGGUUUCAUCCGCAAGCUGCAAGAUCACUGGAAACCGACUAUGCUGGUCGAACUUGCUGUCAUGGCUCUUGCUCUUGCGAUGAUCGCUGGAGGAACCAACGUUGCUACUCCCGCCAACAACGCUAUGGGCGACAUCACGGUUUACGAUGGGAAGUUCGGAUGGGAUCAGAGUCUUACCUGGCCACAGUAUAUGUUUAUGUCAAAUUGGCUUCCACCACUCUGUAUCCUGGCCUGGGUCGAAAUCAGUCACGCCAUGCAAUGGUUUGCUAGUUGGGGUGUCUUCACUUGGCUUGGCAAAGUAUCUUACGGAUUUUACUUGAUGCAAUUCAUCACUCUUUACAGCAUCAUGCCUCCGUUAAUCAUCUAUUUCAACUCUAUGGGACGUAGCUAUUGGGAUAUGGUCAUGCCUACCUACAUCAUCUGUUUGCUUUUCAACAUCUUCAUUGCCUGGGUAGGAUAUCAUGUACUUGAUCGUAUCGGCCUCAAACUCGGUAAAUGGAUCUGGGACGGACUGUUUGUUAGUAAACCGAGCACCGCUGGAGCUUUACCAGCCAAGAUGGUACGGGCUCUCGGAAACGCAAUCCUUACUGCCCCCGGCAAUACUGUCCGCUAUAUCGGUACUACUUCUGUCACCAAGUACAAGGCCACCCGCAAAGGUCUCCAUACCAUCAUGAACUGGCGGACACCCACCACUCGACCUCCGAUUCCAGACCCCACUGAUCCUGAUGUGAUCAGUCAACUUCAUUCGACCCGAUGGACUUCCGAUAUGAGUCGUGAUGCCGAGGCGGUUCGGACUGCUAAGCUUCUUACUUUUCAACAGUACACUUGGAUGAUCCAUAUCGUCGUGAUUCCUCUGGUGACCACCGUGUGGAUCAUUUAUCACCCAACAGGAACCUGGACAUACGAUGCCUUUACAUUCUCUACUUUGUGGAGAUUUUUGUGGGUUAUGUCGGUACCCAACUGUCUCUUUGCUUUUGCUGGUUUCUGUACCCCCGAUCUCGCACCCAGCCAAGCAACGAUGGACAAGAAGCCAGUUAUGAGAGAGUAUAUCCGGAACUUCUUCAUUCUACUUGUCACUAAGGGGUCUAAUGAGAAUGCAGUAAGACGUGGUUACAACAAGUUAUUGCUCUUGGAGAAGUAUCAUCCAGCUGUGAAAGUCAUCGUCCUUACCGAUGAACCGUACGUGUAUCCCGACUUGCAAAACAUCGUCUGUCCCAAAGCGUAUGUAUCGCCGUUGGGUAAAGCCAAAUACAAAGCUCGAGCCUUGGACUACUUCCGGUACCAUGUAUCUCUCGGAGUUUACGAUUGGAUCUUACACAUGGACGAAGAAUCAGUAACUGACGGUGAGAGUUUACGACGUUGUUUGGAAUUCAUCAGAUAUACACCGCAUCAUUUCGGUCAAGGAAUCAUUCUUUAUAACGGUGAAGGUUAUUGGGAAAACUGGUACUUCACCGUUGCUGAUGGAAUCCGUGUGGGAGAUGAUUUGGCUCGAUUUCAUUUUCAAAAUACCUGCAUUCACCGACCGGUCUUUGGUGUCCAUGGUUCGUUCUUGAUGACUAAUGGGGAGAUGGAGAAUGAAUGUACCUGGGAUUUUGGCUCACUUGCGGAAGAUUUCGAAUUCUCUCAAGACGCCUGGAGAAGAGGGUUCACUUGUGGGCGUGUGCAUGGGAUCGUGCGUGAACAGUCGCCUACCACACUUCGUGAUUUCUUGAAACAACGUCGACGUUGGUUCAUGGGCAUUCGAGACAUUGAAGGAUUAUACGGAUUACCACAUUUAGCUGUCAACUUAUGGAUCGUCGGUGUCUUUACACUUGCCGUCACAGUCAUCAACAUACCUUUCUUGUUGAUCGAUAAAUCAUUGACACCACUCUGGAUCGCUACGUGUGCCGAUUUCUGCUUCGUGACUUUCUAUUGGCUAUACCUUUGGGGAUUACUAUUCCAAGAAUUGGACUACGGCCAAAAAUGGUGGAGAAUCAUGAUCCAUAUUCCUUGUGCAGUUGUGAUCCAACCGUUUGCAUCUAUCGCCGAAGGUUUGUCAGCUAUCUGGGCUAUGAGCUCCGUCGACUUCGGGAAGUUUGAGGUCAUUGUCAAGAAAUGAUUGUGUUAUGUGUGUUUUCCUCUCGUUAGCAUGGGUGAAAGGUGUAGAGCUUGAUUAAUCAUGACCAGUGGACACAUCUUAUGUAUUUUUGUUAUACGUAUGCGUACCUUGUCCUUCUCGUUCUUUUGAGAAAGAUAAUCAGUGCAGUCAGUAGUACAAACAAGAAUUGAAAUAUCUUGGACAAAUCACUACCAUUAAUCUCAUGGUGUUGACGUUUAUUUUUUUUGUUAGAAAUCAUCCUUUUUUUAGAACUGGCUUUGAGAAAUUUAUAUCUUCAAUCCUCUUAUUACUCUUUUUUCAAAGUUGUUUCAGAAAAAGUUAAAUCUUUUUACUUCUUUGCUUUGUCAUUGCUUUAGCGUUUUAUAUUUUAUUCUAUUGAUAUCAUUCUAUCCUUUUUAUCCUAAUAUUUUCGCUCGGUAAGAGAGAGAGGACAUUUUCAAGACAUG
Molecule: messenger RNA, 3356 nt
Organism: Melampsora larici-populina 98AG31
Lineage: Eukaryota; Fungi; Basidiomycota; Pucciniomycetes; Pucciniales; Melampsoraceae
Product: family 2 glycosyltransferase
Exons: 7
Coding region: 1-2910 (969 amino acids)
Cellular component (GO): cytoplasm
Molecular function (GO): beta-1,4-mannosyltransferase activity; acyltransferase activity, transferring groups other than amino-acyl groups
Source: RefSeq, a predicted model, not a curated record